CGUCCACUCGGAGGCUCGCUCGCUUGCCCUUCGUCUCGCGGUCAGGUCGCGGAAGAGGAAGCCGAGGCCGAGUUCCGCCUUUGCUUUUUCUGUCCUUCGGCCGGUCGGCUCGGACGACGGCGCGAUGACGGCGGCGGCCGUGCUGCUUGACCUGGCGCACAGCUGCGGCUGCGGCUGCGCCGAGCGGCUGCUCCGCCAGGAGGCCGCCGCCGACGCCGACGCGCGCGCGGUCCUCAUCGUGCUGUGCGCCGGCGACGCGACGGACGCUGCGGACGCCGCCCUCGGCGCCUGGAGCGGCGGGAGCGCGCGCGUCCUGGCGGACUGGCGCGCCACGGCCGCGUGCGCCUACCGCCUGAAGCGGGCGGCGGACGAGGCGGGCGCGCUCUCGCUGCGCGUCAUCACCAGCCCGCGGGGACGCGGGCGGCUGCUGGCCUACGAGCGCGCGCUCUUCACGCCGCUCUACACCUUCACGUACCGGCUGGGCUGCGGCGCCGAGGCGCCGCCCGUCCGAGAGGCGGACGGCGACGUCGCGGCCAUGCUGCGGGCCUUGCCGGCGGUGGGCGGGGCCGUCCGCCUGCUGACCUCGUCGCUCAUCCCGGACUGCUUCGGCCACGGCUUCAGCACACGCGUCGGCGGCGUGUCCCUUGUGCCCACCUUGUCCUCGUUGAACCUGUUCAGCAGCCCCCGCCGCCGAGACUCCGGCGCCCUGGUCCAGGAGAACCGGCGCCGUCUGGCGCUUCACGCCGGCUUCUACCCGCGCCCGCUCCAGAUGCUCAAGGUGGAGCACGGCGACCGCGUGUGGGUGUUGGGCAAAGCCGAGCCGGAGCGCUACGACGCGGCGGUGACGGACCGGCCCGGCGCGGUCCUGGCGGCGCCGGGCGCCGACUGCGUCCCCUUGCUCUUUGCCGAUCCCGUGGCCAAAGCGGUGGGCGUCGCUCACGCAGGCUGGAGGGGAACGCUGCUGGGCGUGGCGGCGGCGACGGUGUCGGCCAUGACGACGGAGCUGGGCUGCGCUCGCGCCGACAUCCUGGUGGUCUUGGGGCCCUCGGUGGGCCCGUGCUGCUUCUCGCUGGAGCCGGAACAGGCGGCCCGCUUCCCACCCGAAUGCGUGCGGCGGGCGCGGGGGCGCAGGCCCGAGGUCGACCUGCGGCUGGCCAACAGGCGGCAGCUGGAGGAGGCGGGCAUCCCGCCGCACCACAUCCGGGACGACUCCAGCGUGGCGCCGUGCACGUCGUGCCACCCGCGAGACUUCUUCUCGCACGUGCGGGACGGAGCCCAGUUCGGCACCCAGGCGGGCUUCGUGUGGAUCAAGGAGGAGGCGGGGGCGCCGACCCCAAAGCCUCCUUCGGGGUCGGGAGCCUCCUAGUCUCCGGUGAGCGACCGGAAAUCGCAAAUCGCUCA
Molecule: messenger RNA, 1401 nt
Organism: Hippocampus zosterae (dwarf seahorse)
Lineage: Eukaryota; Metazoa; Chordata; Actinopteri; Syngnathiformes; Syngnathidae
Gene: lacc1
Product: laccase (multicopper oxidoreductase) domain containing 1
Exons: 5
Coding region: 125-1366 (413 amino acids)
Molecular function (GO): copper ion binding
Source: RefSeq, a predicted model, not a curated record